GGUCCCGAAUAUUCCAUACUUGCACAUACCUCUCGUUGCUGCCGACGCUUCUUUUGCGCAAAGGUUUCCUUCUGCUGAGGCUCUUCAAUGACCAUGGACAUGUAGUCAUCUUCUUCGUCCUCUUCGCCCUCUUCGUCCGGCCUUCCGCGUGCGGGGAUCUCGGAGUGAGGGGGAGGUGCCAUGACUGGCUUGAGCGUCGCUAGAAGACCGAUGGACGGGGCGCUGAUCUAGUCAACGGUCAGAUGAGUAAUGACAAUCGUACGGAGGAGAAAGAAGAAUGACGGCGUCGGUGAAGUGGGGUAAAAAAAAAAAAAGAAAGAGUUCGCGACUGCGGGGAUGAUGCCGAUCUCAAAUGCGGAGGCCGGAUUUUCCCUCUCCGGCGGCACUCUUCUCGCCCUUCUCGCUUCUCUCCAACUUUCCAACUCUCCUCUACUGCCCAACUCUCCCUCAACUCUCUUCCACUCCUGCUCUGCAGGUCACGUCCACUCCACUCGGCCAAGACUGUUAGCUGUCAAGAGUAUCGGAUCGCCCGUCAUGCGCAUCCACCCCAGAGAAGAGACACCAAUGAAGCUGCAAACAACAAUAUUGAUAUCAUACCUCAAGACUAUAAUAUCUAUUGCCUUCCCGGGGAUGUCCUAUCCUUCGCAGGCGCCCAAUCACUGCAUGCGCAAGGAGAGAGCCUUGCGUCGGCACAUUUUCUCCGCCCAUCUCAGAUUAAGAACCGAUUCCCCUCCCCCGAGGGAGCAUGGUCUAGUCGAAGCGUUCGUUCGAGCCGUCAAAGACGCAAGGUACCUCCCCGUUCGAUGUCAGUAUACGUUGUCCAGUUGCAGCUCUACAUGGGAUUGAAACAUCAAUGAUCCAAGGCUCGUUGCACAAG
Aspergillus sclerotioniger CBS 115572 is the source of this 877-nucleotide messenger RNA. RefSeq lists its product as uncharacterized. The transcript has a single exon. Bases 337 to 846 code for a protein of 169 amino acids. Lineage: Eukaryota; Fungi; Ascomycota; Eurotiomycetes; Eurotiales; Aspergillaceae. The record is from RefSeq and is a predicted model, not a curated record.